CACGUGUCCACAAACUUUCGACCAUAUAGUGUAUGUAAGUGCAUUAAUCAGAGAUAAUCAUUGUAUCUAUCGGUUCUUUUCACUCAGUUUUCAUUGAGUACAGGGUAAAUAAACCUCGCGUGUACAUAGUGCAGGAAACAUCUCAUUAUUAACGCAACCCUCUAGGAUGUACAGUCUACGGGUCGGACCAUCAUUACGCAUGCGCACUCCCCAGACAGCUCUCGCCCCGCCUCUUGUCCUCGCCUCUUUUCCCCGCCCCCUCAUUCAGUUCCAUCCCCGCCUCUUCUCUCCGGCCACAAGUUUUUGGGUUUUUGUUUUAAGUGCCAAAGAGCUUGUGGUAUGGGAGCCAUUUCUCCACCUCGCUUUAGAGUUAACGGAAUAACCGGAGCGCAGCUGGAUAAAACUGUUCUGCACAACUUUUGACUUUUUUUUUUUUUUUAGUGGGGGGGAGAAGUUUUUUUUCCCGUCUUUUAUUUUUAAGCCUUGCGUCUGAACUUUUUUCCGUCGGGCGCGCGCACUUUGUGGACUUUUGUUUGUGUGUGUGUGGGGUCCGGUGUUUACGGAACCGAGAAUGGAGAAUUAGACUCGUGCCCGAAAGCGCGCUCCUCUGCGCGUGCUCGGGAGUCGGUUCGGCUGCCCAGGUUCGAGGUUCUAGAGUGCGCGCUCACGCCGGAAAUCCCACCACGAUGGGAUGUGGAUUACGGAAACUGGAGGAGCCUGAGGACAGCAGCCCGGGCAAAAUUUACUCCACCCUGAGGAGACCGCAAGUGGAGAGCAAAACCGACACCGUGUACGAGUACGUGCUGCUGGACUUCAGCUUAGAAGGCAGUCGGCCCACCGUGCAGUACCUGUCCUCUCUGUGUGAGCUGCCUCAGGCCCUGCAGCCGUACUACACUCAGGGCUAUGUGCUGGCCGCCUUGCAUCCCAUCAUCCUCUCCGUUGGCCGUACACGCUCCCUGCCCUGCAGCCUGCUCUACAGGGCCAUCCUGACCAGACGACGAUCCAGUAAGCAUGCACUGGCCAUGGUUCACAGUGUACCAGUGCUGAGGGUUGAGGAGUGGCCACUGCCUGGAGAUUCCCUGACCAGCGACACCGUGAGAGCACUUAUAGACCGGGUGAACUGUAACGCUCGGGGAGCCGUGCGCUUCGUGGGAUCCGUGCUCCAGCAGGCAGGAGGAGGGAGGUGUAACGGCAGAGUGGCGAGUCCCAGACAGAGCUGUCGCUCCCCACCACACACUCCACCGGGAGACCGGGACACGGAAGACGCCGGAUAUAGUCCAGAUUUGAGGUUGCUGGUGCUGUUUCACUCCUGGGCUCCAGGGUGUGCUCCGCUGGACCCGCUAGCCUGCUGCUACCACCAGGGGGCGCUUUCUAUGCGCGUGUCCAGGAAAGGCCAAGUCGUCAGUGGUCUGGAAGCUGAUUGGCUCGAGCUGACAGCAGCUUACUACCGCAAAGGCUGGUCAUUAGUGGACUCUUUUGUGUACUGGGAUACACCUAAAGGUGAUCCAGUGCCCAGAUCUUUAGAGGGGCUGUUUGUGUAUGAGGAGAGAAGCCCUGCGUCUCCUGCCAACGACACCAUCGUCGUUGAGCAGUGGACCGUUAUCGAGGGCUCCGACGUGAAGACGGAUUACGGGCCGCUCCUUCACACUCUGGCUGAGUUCGGCUGGUUACUGACGUGUGUACUGCCCACGCCGAUCAUUCGCCACGACAGUGAAGGAAAUCUUGCCACUAAACAAGUGGUGUUCCUGCAGAGGCCUGUUAAAUCCUCCUCAGUCCGACAGAACAGCCAGGGUAGCUGUACUCGGAGAGAGAAGGCCAGUCAGUCUGUAAAUCGAGGGAUGGGAGCGGCUCACUCGGAGGAGCUUUCCCCCGGUUCAGGGGGCAUUGUGGGAUUCCCUCUGUUUGGAGCGGGCUAUCCUAGCGCCCUGUCCCAGCUGGAGGAGGGCGGCUUCGAGCAGGACGACGGGGCAGCCGAGGUCACCUGUAUGUGACCGGCGUUCUCGAUAGAGAACUGGAUCCAAGAUGCUCAGCUCUAUACUAUAAGAGUGUGGUUUUUUUUUUGUUUUGUUUUUUUUUAAAUAUCAUUAACAAUUUAGGUUAAACUUCCUUGCAUUUACCCCAUCCCUGAUCAUAUAGUUAAACGUUUAGCACUUUUUGAUAUUUUUUUAUAAAGCCAUGUUCUAAUGCACAAUUCUCACUUGAUUUAUCUGUUCUUCACUAAUUACACAAUCAGUCAGCAUCUCGUCGUCCUGACACCUCCUGCAAAGACUCGAAUCUCCAGUGCACGCCGACUCGGCCACCGAGGCUCAUCUCGGCUCCUCUGCUGCUCGCGGCGUGACGCCAACGUCGUUACAGUUUUGCGUAUUUCAGACUCGCUUUUUACGGUACUGAGGAUGUCCCGGCUUUGCCGUCACAACAGUUAGGGAAAACACCAUCUUUUUUUUUUUUGGAUUUUAAUAGGUGGGGUUGUUGUUUUUUUCCUUCUUUAAGACCAGGCCAUGAAAAAGUACAUUUUUUCCCCCCCAAACACAGUGGCCCUAAUUCACCACAUCUGGAACCUGGGGGGGAAAAAAAAAAAAUCAGACCGGAGGCUGCGUAUCUCGGUUUGCAGUUCUGAACUCGAGUGGUGCUACAGAAGGUCCUGAUUUGUCGUCGUUCCGGUUUUGUUGUCCGCUCACAGUAGCGCACGGUGUAGUUUUCACACAAGUUCGUGGAAACGGUGUUUUAGUAAAAGACCAGCGUGAGAACUAACUCCACACUCGUUCACUUUAGUAUUACAUGGUUCUGAAUGACUCGAUUUUGUACUUUUUAAAAAAAGUUAUUAUUCCUAGUAACUGUUUUAUCUUGCUUUAAAUGAGACUAUAAAGAAAAACAGGUUGUAGAUUAUUAUAAUGCUGUAUAUAGGAUUAAUAAGCCAUGAAAUGCCGAGUUCCUUUUUUCUGUAAUAUCAUGUGGUUUGUUUUUUGUUGUUUUUUUUUUAAAGUGACCAGUAUAAUCUACCACGGACAGUAUUUUAAAGUUCUAAAUAAUGUAACUCAACACGCAUGGUCGGAGUUAAUAUUUUAAUAAAACGGAUAUUCCCUCGUC
This is a messenger RNA of Ictalurus punctatus (channel catfish), 3087 nucleotides long. RefSeq names its product raftlin family member 2 (gene rftn2). Bases 687 to 1991 code for a protein of 434 amino acids. The record is from RefSeq and is a predicted model, not a curated record. Lineage: Eukaryota; Metazoa; Chordata; Actinopteri; Siluriformes; Ictaluridae. The transcript has 9 exons.